AUGCCUGCAGUUACGCGGUCGAAGUCUCCUUGCAAGAAGGCACCGGCGAAUCCAAUCCAAGCCUCGUCCGCAGCAGAUACGUCCACCAACGUCGCACCGGUCGCAAAUAUGCGAUCCCCGUCCAAGAAAGCUGCAGCCACUGGCGAAAAGAAGCCAGCUGGUGCUCACAAUGCUCUGUCCGAUGCCAUGGCUCCAGCCUUGGCGCCGCUCUCUCCUUCCAAGAAGAAGAGAAGCGCAAAGACUUUCAAUGGUGAAGAAGGCGUUGGCGCGCAAUCUUCUGAGCCUAUGAAGCGAACACGGAUCGAGAGGAGUGAUGCCCCUCUUUCCCGUCCAACAAGUGGACAACCUGAUUUGGCUGCAACAACCUAUCCUCAAGUGGAGAGGGUCGUCCUUGGUCUUGAAAACACGCCAGUAUUUGGCACUACUGGUGGUUCUCCCAAGGAGGGUCUUGAUACUGCUGUAUCAACUCCCACAUCCUCUCCAAAGUCCGUCGAAACCACGGCCGUCGCUCCAGUUUUGGACGGCGAAGAAAUUGGUGCCAUGGCAAAGGCUCCAAUUUCUGCGGUCACUGUUACAGCUGGCCAAACCGAUGAUAAGACGGUUGUCGAGCAACCUUCACCUCACUCCGCUGCCGAUUCUGCAGACCCUUUGACUGCCAACGAGGCAGAAGCCCAUCUUCCUGCUGCACCUCAGGGUUCUUCUUCGAGCGAUCUCGAGGUUGCGAAGGAGGAACUUGCUGCCAAGGCAGAAGAGAUUGCUGAGCUGGAAGUUAAUCAAGCUAAAUUACGGAGGGAGCUUGGAGCUGUCUUAGAAGAGAGAGAUGCUCUUGAGAUCAAGGAAGAGGAAACUCGUGAGGAAAUCAACAGAGCCAGAGAGAACUUGAGAGACCGCUUGGAAGCAACUCAUAAGCUCCGACGUGAGAGAGACGAACUUAUUGACCAAAACCAACACCUUUCUACACAAAACGGAACCCUUUCUGAAAUGAAUGACGUCCUAAGGAACGAUGUCGAGCGACUCGCCCAGGAAAAUAGGGGGCUCAAGAACACUGUUGACGGUUAUCGUAGCGCCGUCAAUAUUCUCAAUGAACAAGUUCCUUACCCCACCUCAGAUCAACGUGAACUCGAGCGAACCAGGGGGCUUCUUAGGGCCGAAACGGCGAAGACCGCGGAAUAUGAGGUUGAGAGCAUCGAACCAGUCGAUCCGGCUCAAGCAGGUACAUCCCACGAAAAUCAUAACCGCGAGGAACAUGCUCGGGAAGAUCGCUCUCGUCGUUAUCGUACACCAACUCCGGGCAACAAUGGUGACAACAUUGAUUAUGUCGACAACGAUGGUGUCGAAGACGAUGACUCCAGUAACGCGAGUUACGAUGACUCCAGUGACGAUUACGAUCUUCCUCUCCCAGAAGCUCCAGCAGGUGGAGUUACUGGCACUCAACAGUCUAAUCGAUCUUCUAGUUCAGUCGAAUUUUUGAGAUCAGUUAGGUUGGAGUGUCGUCAUGACCGUGGUUAUAGCGGAAAUACCUGUCGCCAGUGUGGCGUUCAGGUUCUCGCCGAGGGACAUCCCGAGUCGGAUCGUGAUAGAUCCGUUGCUCCUGAGGAUGAGUUAACACCUAGUUCCAGUGAUGAAGAAGAGCGCAACCGUGAUAGCUCUUCUUAUGAACCACCCGAAGCUGAUAUCAAUACCCAGGAUGAAGCACAACAGGUCGGUUCCCCAGUCCUCUCUGGCAAUGAGGACUCUGAAGACAGCGACCAGGAGGAUGAAUCUCCUUGUCCUUCAAUUUCCAGGAAGAGAAAGGAAAGUCCUGUCAGCGCAUCGAGCCCUGCAAAAAAGGUCAAGUCAACCGAAACCGAAUUGGCUGGUCCUAGCAGUACUCCUGCGCCAUGUGCGUCCGUUCCAUUCCAGCCUGCAAAUCCAGGCUGGGGAUCCUCAAGAGUUCUUUCACCACAGGUUGCCGUCACUGCUCAAGCAGCUUCAACUUCUUCUUCAGCAAGUGAGCGAACUGCAGCAACAUCCUUAUUUCCGACUGUCAUCACUCGUUCUGGAGCUGCAAUUCAAUUUGGAGCUGCGACAACCUUUGGUGCCAUUGGCAGUGCUGGAUCUUCUGUUCGCUUUGGAUCUACGCAUUCAUUCGGAGGUCCAGCCUUAUGGGCAAGAAGUCCUUUUGUCGCUGCUUCUCCUAAGGAGGAUGCUGCUGAAGAAGACAAGCCAGCUGAUGAAAAGAAGUAA
This is a messenger RNA of Botrytis porri, 2226 nucleotides long. RefSeq lists its product as uncharacterized. Bases 1 to 2226 code for a protein of 741 amino acids. The record is from RefSeq and is a predicted model, not a curated record. Lineage: Eukaryota; Fungi; Ascomycota; Leotiomycetes; Helotiales; Sclerotiniaceae. The transcript has 3 exons.